Messenger RNA from Chrysochloris asiatica (Cape golden mole), 2369 nucleotides. RefSeq names its product F-box protein 33 (gene FBXO33). Gene Ontology annotation, molecular function: protein binding. Gene Ontology annotation, biological process: positive regulation of protein ubiquitination; SCF-dependent proteasomal ubiquitin-dependent protein catabolic process. The transcript is spliced from 4 exons. Bases 1 to 1626 code for a protein of 541 amino acids. The record is from RefSeq and is a predicted model, not a curated record. Lineage: Eukaryota; Metazoa; Chordata; Mammalia; Afrosoricida; Chrysochloridae. Gene Ontology annotation, cellular component: SCF ubiquitin ligase complex.
AUGUUGUUGUUCUUGUCAGUGCCGCAGCCCCGACCGCCGGGAGCUCGAACCCGAGCGGGGGCCGCCCGGGUGGGGCGGUGGCGGCGGCAGCGGCUGCGGGAGCGACCGGGAAACGGCAGCCGGCGUCGAGGCCGAAUGGCUCUGUGCGGGCAGGCGGCAGGCGCCGCGUCGCUUCCCAGCGAGCUGAUCGUGCACAUCUUCUCCUUCCUGUCCGCGCCCGAUAGGCUGCGGGCCUCGGCCUCCUGCUCACACUGGCGGGAGUGCCUCUUCUACCCGGCGCUCUGGCCCCAACUCCGCAUCAGCCUCCGCGUCUCUCCCACCGAGCAGCCCCGGCUCGAAUUCCUCAUGCGCAAGUGCGGCUGGUUCGUACGGGAACUGCGCGUUGAAUUCGCCGCUGAGAAUUACCUGAGCGGCGGCGGCGGCCCCGGCGAUGGCGCGGACCCCGGGGUUGGCGGAGAAGAAGUCGAGGCCUUGCAUCUCUCAACCCGUUGGCUGGAAGUGCUGCGUACCUACUUGGAGCUGGUGCUGUGCGUGCUGGUCAGCAUCCGGAACAACAGGAAUCUUCAGAAAUUUAGUCUUUUUGGAGACAUAAGUGUUCUACAACAGCAAGGAAGUUUGUCAAACACAUACCUCAGCAAGGUGGACCCUGAUGGCAAAAAAAUUAAACAAAUUCAGCAGCUGUUUGAAGAAAUACUGAGUAAUAGUAGGCAACUAAAGUGGCUAUCCUGUGGAUUUAUGCUGGAAAUAGUAACCCCAACAUCACUGUCAUCUCUCUCAAAUUCUAUUGCCAACACCAUGGAGCACCUGAGUUUACUGGACAACAACAUUCCUGGUAACAGCACUCUCAUUACUGCAGUUGAACUGGAGCGAUUUGUGAAUCUGCGCUCACUUGCCCUGGAUUUCUGUGACUUCACGGCUCAGAUGGCAAGAGUUUUAACCGAUAACAACCAUGUGCCUUUGCAGCGACUCUCUCUCCUGGUCCACAAUGUUUCGGUGAUGCACAAGUCUCUGGACAAUAUGCCAAACGAUGAGCACUGGAAAGCCAUGUCACGAAAGAGCACCAGCCUUCGGGUUUACAUAAUGGCUUUUGAUAUCAAGAGUGAAGAUAUGUUAAAGAUUCUGAAACCAAGUAUACCACUAGAGAGGAUUCAUUUUGACAGCUACAUUACUUGUGUUUCAGGGGCUAUUGUUGAUCUUAUAUCCAGGCAGUAUGACAAGUUCCUCACUCAUUUUAUAUUAAUGAAUGAUGUGAUUGACACAUCUGGUUUUCCAGAUCUUAGUGACAACCGGAAUGAAGAUCCAUUGGUUUUAUUAGCAUGGAGGUGCACAAAGCUUUCUCUUCUGGCAGUUCAUGGUUACACAGUUUGGGCACACAACCUCAUUGCCAUUGCUCGUCUCCGUGGCCCCGAUCUAAAAGUGCUUGAAGUCACUGAAGAAAGCAUUGAUUUUGACCAAGGCGAACUGGCCGACCAGGACGUGGAUCCAGUGCAUAACCUUAUUGAGCAAGUAUCCCUGGGCCUGGGCCAACCCUGGCACGCAGUCAUGGACAUCGAAUCACUCAGUGUCUUCACUGAACCAAAUCGUCAUUUUUAUAGAGAAAUGCAAAGCUUCAGCGAAGGCAUUUAGCUUUUUUUUAAAUGUACACUUCCUGUGGUUACAUAUGCAAGUAGGGUCCUAUUAUGUUUUUUUCCAGUAGUGUGAAUUAAACCCUUUGUGCUGUGUUUAAUCAGUAUUAGCUUUAUAGAAUUAUAUAUGUAUAUUCUACUUCUUGAUCAAAGAACGUAGUCGGGUAUUGGUUUAGAAGUUCAAAGUGACACUGUAUAGGGCUUUCACGGUUAAUGAACUUGUUACCAAACCUUAAGGUUAUACAACCGAAGGUUGUCUGAGGUUGCUGGCUAACUUUAUUUUUCACUGAGUUACUCUGCCUUUUUGAUGUUUUUUUUUUGUGCGUCAGAGUUCAGAGCUCAGGAGCCAAAUUAUUUUUAUACAUAUAGAGAUAUUUAUCCAUAGCCUGGUGGAUUUAUCUGCAGUGCAUUACAUUCAUGCAUUCUGAUGGCAUUUCAUUAAUUUGGAUUUGAAGUGAAUGAAGGGAGGAUAAUUUGGUCCCAAAUGAGUUACGUUUAACAGAAAAGCCAAGAUUUUAACUUUCAUUGCACAUAUAAUAUAGUCAUGAUGUCACCAAGUACCAUUCUGAAUUUUGUACAGUAUUAGGUUAGAAUAUUGUUUAAUCCUUUUUUUUUUUAAUGCAUUUACAUAAACAUGAAAACUCAAAUUGUUGAAUUUUUUUAAAAAACAAUAUCCAACUUAAUUUUCUUCAUCAGUUACAUUAUACACUCAAGUUAGCUUUUUAACCCAGAUUUUAAAAUAGU